UGUGUCCGAUCUAUUACUUCUGUCUGUCCCUUUUCAAACAUGGCGGCUACUCAAGCAACAAAUCCGUCGCAACUGCUCCCGCUCGAGCUUGUGGACAAGUGCAUCGGCUCCCGGAUCCACAUUGUCAUGAAGAACGACAAGGAGAUCGUGGGAACCCUGCUGGGCUUCGACGACUUUGUCAAUAUGGUGCUGGAGGAUGUGACAGAGUUUGAGAUCACACCAGAGGGAAGGAGGAUUACCAAACUCGAUCAGAUUCUGCUCAAUGGCAACAACAUUACUAUGCUGAUUCCUGGAGGAGAAGGACCUGAAGUAUGAAAGUACAAAAAAGAUUGUGGUUUAUUUUUGUUAUGAUUUUAACUUUUUCUCCAGGUGUAUGUUAUGGUUUGUUUUACUUUCAUUUCAAUUGGGCAAAAGUUCUUCUUGUAACAAAAACCUUUUUGCAGUGGGAGCUCAGAUUUUUUGUUUGUAGAAAACAAAUGAGAUCAUGCAAUGUUAAAAUUCUGUUUUCAUUUGAACGUUUUCUGUGUUAUAAAUAAAUGAGUUAAUGAAG
Messenger RNA from Scleropages formosus (Asian bonytongue), 550 nucleotides. It is a transcript of the gene lsm5, whose product is annotated as LSM5 homolog, U6 small nuclear RNA and mRNA degradation associated. The record is from RefSeq and is a predicted model, not a curated record. Gene Ontology annotation, biological process: mRNA splicing, via spliceosome. Gene Ontology annotation, molecular function: RNA binding. Bases 40 to 315 code for a protein of 91 amino acids. The transcript has 5 exons. Gene Ontology annotation, cellular component: U6 snRNP; U4/U6 x U5 tri-snRNP complex; Lsm1-7-Pat1 complex. Lineage: Eukaryota; Metazoa; Chordata; Actinopteri; Osteoglossiformes; Osteoglossidae.